CGCCAUUUUGAUUCGAAAAUAUGACCGAGUUUUUCCUGCUUUGCAUGCUUGAGAAGGCUAGCAUUUGAAUUUGAUUUACUGUAGAGGAUAUAAAUAGACAGUACGCGUAAUAAUAUUGAAUAUACAAGGUACAAAUGUGAGGUAACUGCCUGUCCGUUGCAAGAGACUAAUAUCUGUGUCACCAGGUUGACAGAUACUUUGCUGAUACUGCUCGUCAGCCUGACCCAUCAAAACAAAUCACGUUUGGCUAGUUCGCUAACUAACGUUAGUUAUUAGCAAACGAAGGUAGGUCGCGUUAGCCAACUUCUAGCCGUACAUACGAGUGGAUUGCAAACUUUGAACAACACGGUAAGUUUCUCAGAACCAACGUUGGCUAGCUAAAGCUGGUGAGUUAUAUUUGUGCUUGGCGACUAACUAUCUGGUUAAGCUAUCAGUGACAGUACCUAGUUAGCUAAAGAGGGUUAGCUAGCUUUUGCCAAUUUAGCUAGCUAGUUCAAGUUAUGCUAAUGUUAGUUAACGUUAGCUGCUAGUUAUCGGACUCCGAGAGAAACUAACGCCGACAACCAGCCAUUAACUAACUAACAACGACGAAGUUGAUACUAAUGUGCUCAACUUGUGCUAACGUUAGCUAAAUUGUAUGGUAACGUUAAGUUAGCUAACUACCUGGAAAGCUAGCGGCUCUGGAUUCUCUCUACAUUUGACUGUCUAUGUCGAAUACCUCUGGCUCAGCCAAUCUACUUUGCUAACUGAAUUAGGUAGCUAUCUCGCUUGCUAAUAUGUCCUAGCUAACUAAUACUAGCUGACGUUAGCUGCUGUUGUUCAGACAUUCGACGUUAGCGAGACCAAAAAGAGAGAAGUUCGUUCUCAAGAUCAUGUCUCGGUUGCAAGAAAUGUUAUUAACUACCUAACAUGUUACUUCCUGCAUUCGUGAAGAUAUACUUGUUGCGGAAAAUUCCACACAGUUGUAAAAUUGUAGUUGUCUAGAAACAAAUCGACGGUCUUGGAAUUUCUAUCCAUUGAACAAACAAAGUCAACCCCGUUUCCAACUGCAUGGCAAGGGUUUGGCACUGGCAGCGUAACCUUAUAAAUAAUCAAUGUCAAAUCUCUAAGUAGUGAAUAGAAGUAGCCAGCAAGUACUACAGUAGUGACUUGUGAAGUAAACAGAAAUGUGAGCUACCAACACUCAGCAGUUGAUGUGCAUUUCUUGCCAAGGCCACCACCAUAUCAUUUUAAAUUUCUACAGAACAUUGUCAGACAAGGAGUGAUAGUAGACCCUAAAGCAGGGUUCUUCAAUUCCGGUCCUGGAGGGCCGAAACACUUCAGUUUUUUAUUUCUACCUGGUAGUUAAUUGCACUCACCUGGUGUCCCAGGUCUGAAUUAGCCCCUGAUUAGAAGGAGAGGAUGAAAAACAGAGGUGUUUCGGCCCUCCAGGACCAGAAUUGAAGAACCCUGCUAAAGGGUUCCUCAUCUUACAAACGGUUAUUCAGAGAAAUUAUCAACAUGGAAAAGUAGAAUGGGGGGGGGUUGAGAAGUGAAUGAAACAAUAAUACAAAAUAAUAUACAUGUUUACAUGAGACAAUAAUACAAAUAAUAAUAAGACACUUUGACAACUGUAGCAAUGAUAAAUGUCCAUUAGAGAUUGGGGGCUAUUGGCCAUUCUGACAGGUUUUGGCAUUAAACUCCUAUACUGCCCGCAUCAAAGUAAUGGAAGCAGGGAGAAUAGGCUGUGGCUGAGGUCCAUGAUAGGCAUACAGACAAAAUAGAACAGUCAAGUUCGUAAAUAAAGCAAUUAUCCAAAACCAACUACAUCUUGAAUCCUUGGUAUAAGGUGGCAAUAAGAAAGAGCAUCUUAAAUGGGGCUCCCUGUUGCUACUUUUGUUAGCAACUCAUGGAGAAGCACACCUGCGCGAGCUUAGCAGUGCAGCCAACUGAGACUGAUAAGCACCUAAUUAGGAGAUGGGAGAGGCUGGCUAUGUCCAAAUUAUCUUAGAUAGCCUCCUUUAAUCUAUCAACUCUCCUUCAUAACCACUGAUCGUAGUAUACUUUAUACGUUUCCACCAUCUUGCUUUUGCCUAACUAAUCAGUGGUCAUGGAGGUGAGGAGACAAGGAAAGGAAGCCAUCUAAGAUUUGUGACAUAGCCUGCCCUCUGAUUGCUCUGUCUAUGCUGCGUUCACAUGCCAUCGGAGUUAUCAGAAAUUCCUAGUUCCGACUGGGAAGUUUCACUUAAACGACCCUCCAAGUCUGAAUUACAAGUGGGAAACUCUGAGAAAAUUGUUGACAACUACAACCUAUCAAUAUGGAUAAUGUAGCUAGAUUGACCAUAUUGUCAAUGUCAAGCUAGCAAACUUGUAUUAUUAGCAAUGUUAGCUAGCUUAUCAAGCUAACUAAAAUCUUGUUGGUUGACGAAUUGUUCCGAUCAAAAAGCACAUGAAUGAAACAAAGUUGUAUAUCCAACAUCACAACUAGGAAAUAGGAAGUUCUGACGAGCAUGUGCACUAACGCUGCAUUACUACACUGCCCCAUAAGCCACUUGCUUUGCUUAAUGACAGGCUACUGUUGGGUCAUAGCAUCCAGUUGAUUGCUCUUCAACCAUUGUUCCUCUUUUCAUCAUUUACUACAUUAGCCAGUGGACUGUUUUGUUGAGGAUGCCCCUGGUGAGUUCUAUUUUAGAUGAGAAGUCAAGUUUUUGCUUUUUCCUGUGUAGCACUUUGGGGGUUAUUGUUGCACUAGUGAGCUCUGUGUAAAUGUAUGCCAGAUGGAUGCUCCGCACGUGCAGAGCAGGGUUGUCCAAAUAAGUGGAAAAAGAAGGGAAACACGUUGAUUUCCUUUUUCAGACCCAUUCUUGUGUUAUGUGUGGGCGGCCAGUCAGUGUUGUAUUGCACAGGCCAGCACAUUUGUCUUUUGUUGACUAAGCAAGUCGGUUUGACUUUGUCCCUUCUAACAUGUCUGAAUGAUGGUCUUGAUAGGUUAGUGUGUUUACCGUAGCAACCAUAGCCAACAGAUUUUUCGAAACGAUUCUCAUUUCCUGUCUAUAGUUGUGGUUGCCUAGGCUAUAGCUAGGUUGUUUAGUGUGCAAUGCUGACGUCAAAAACAGUGAAGUAGCUAGAGCUAACCACAACCUUUUCACAUUAGUGAUGUGUGAGUGAGGGUCCAGGAAAGGGCAGUGUGCACUAUAUGCAAUUUCUUCUGCAUAUCUUUUUAAAGCAUACAGGUAAUGAUAUUAACUGUAGUAGUUAGGCAGCUAACCCUGGUAGUCAGCACAGUAUUCAUACAUUAGUGGACAACUACAAAUACAGUCUGGUUAGACUGUAAACUCUCCUUCCAGACUCACAUUAAGCAUCUCCAAUCCAAAGUUAAAUCUAGAAUCUGCUUCCUAUUUCGCAAACAAAGCCUCCUUCACUCAUGCUGCCAAACAUGCCCUCGUAAAACUGGCUAUCCUACCGAUCCUUGACUUCGGCAAUGUCAUUUACAAAAUAGCCUCCAACACUCUACUCAGCAAAUUGGAUGUAGUCUAUCACAGUGCCAUCCGUUUUGUCAUCAAAGCCCCAUAUACUACCCACCAUUGUGACCUGUACGCUCUUGUUGGCUGGUCCUCACUACAUAUUCAUCGCCAAACCCACUGGCUCCAGGCCAUCUAUAAAUCACUGCUAGGCAAAUCCCUGCCUUAUCUUAGCUCAUUGGUCACCAUAGCAACACCCACCCGUAGUAUGCGCUCCAGCAGGUAUAUCUCACUGGUCAUCCCCAAAGCCAACACCUCCUUUGGCCGCCAUUCCUUCCGGUAGUCAGCACAGUAUUCAUACAUUAGACUUACGACAAAGUUCUCAUGAAUUUGACUGUAAUUGGUAGCCUAUGCAAGCCUAUAAUCCAUUUCAAAAUGCUCAUCUCAUUUCGUAAAGCAUUUGCAUAGGCCUAACAAGACCCAAAGCAUGCAUCUGGAAUUUUGUUUAAGAUUUUCCAGCUAGCAUCUCGUAGUUGAUGGCAUGCCCAUUUUUCAGUGUGAGCCUCUCCAUUGUGUUGGCUUAAAUGCCAUUCACUACUGUCUUCAGGUAAUUAAGUUAGCUGGAGUUCUUUGUUGUUUGUGUUCAUGACGACACAACACAAAGCAUUGCGCAUUUCACCGUUGUUAGGCUAAAUUGAGUUGAUAUAUAACGUUAGUCUAGGCCUAGUUUUUUUAUAAGCCACAAGGCAAGUCAGGGCAGGCUGUUGUAACUGUUGGCACAUCAGUUCAUUGUCUCAUUCAUAAAACUGAAGCUAAGAAUUCUAUAGAAGCAGGUUGACUUAGGGUUCGGCUGCCCGAGGCUAAGAUUUCAAAAGUCAAACCCUGCUUUCUCACUAGCAGUCUACUAACUAUAAGGCUAGGUCAUGACCUUACAACUAAUGGCAGCCAGACAAACGUCUUUCUUGAACAUUUCUGUUCAGAAUCCUCCUUGUGAUGUCAAGCAGUCUGAGUAAAUAUGAUGCAACACAUGCAUCUUGUGUUUAAAGAUGACUAUGCAAAUACUGCUGCUGACUAAUAAUAGAUCUGCUGCAAGGUCCUAUAUGAAUUUAAUUAUAAUUUAUUGUAACCCCCAUCCCUUUCUCUCUCUCAGGUUAUGGUGAGCCCUUCAGUGUGUUGUGUACUAAGGAGGCCCAUGUUCUAAGAGGAGACCCAUGCUGAUAAAUGCCAGGCCUCGCCACGCUCUCUGCCGUCUGCACAAACACAAAUGCCUGCCUGUCUGUGAGGGAGGUCUGAUUAAAGAUACCCACAUUUCAUCUACUGGUAAGCACAAAAUUAUAUCUGUAAUGAGUUUGUUGUUCAUGUGUGGACCGAGUCAGUGACCGUGUUUAUGUGGAUGUUUUUAGAUGUUCCUGCUUCAUUGUUUUCAUCUUUGUGUGUGUAUUUCCCCUGUUACCCUCCCCACCUACGCAUGAACCUCACCUCUUUUAAUCUCCCCCUUUUUCUUCCUCUUCUCCUUUUUAGUAAAUUACAUUUCAAAAGCAAAAAACUAAAAAGCAAUACAUCAUCAUGAGUAGCCUAGAUUUAGUUAGCUAUGUCAACCAAUACAUCAUCAUGAGUAGCCUAGCUAUAGCUACAUCAUCAUGAGUGGCCUAGCUUUAGUUAGCUAGGUCAACCAAUACAUCAUCAUGAGUAGCCUAGCUUUAGUUAGGUCAACCAAUACAUCAUUGUGAGUAGCCUAACUAUAGUUGGCUAGGUCAACCAAGAGGCCACGUCUUUGAGUGUAUGCAUCCUUUAAAGAUGGAGAGGGACAGUUCAUGGCUUGCACAGAAGAAGGUAGUCAGGGAGAUGGUUGAAGUGUCUGGUGGUGAUCUUGUAGAGGGCUACAAUAUCAAAACCACCAGAAACAUGCAACAAAACUCAAUGUUAUCAAAAACAAAACAGCUGAUAAAAAAAAAAAAAACGUUUAAAAACACAUUUACAGGAGCUCUCUGCUUAGGCUGCUACUAGGGCGCCAUGCCAACAUUGCGUCCCUCUUUCUCUGACUCUCUCCUUCCUUCUCCUCCUAGGGCUGUGCCCCCUGUCCAAGCAGCCAUCAUGUUCUGGAAGUUUGACCUGCACACCACGUCCCACAUCGACCAGCUGCUGGACCGGGAGGACGUGACGCUGCGGGAGCUCAUGGAGGAGGACGAUGUCCUGCAGGAGUGCAAGGCCCAGAACCGCCGGCUGCUGCUCUUCCUCUCCCAGGACCACUGCAUGACAGAGCUGGUCAACCUCAUCACCACAGAGCCCCCUGCUGACCUAGAGGAGAAGAGCCGCUUUAAGUGAGAGAAAAGGGUUGACCGAGGGGGAAGAGGGAUGGGCUGAGAUGUGGCCGCUCAACACACGUGUAUAUUAUGUCAUUAUUGUAAGAGAACAUUUGUGCUAAACAAAGGAUACUUUGAAUGAAAUAAAUAUUCAAAUACACCCUAUGCUUAUGCCAUCACGGACUGACCUUCCCUUUAAAAACCAGUUGUACGAAAUGAAAGGGGCUUCUCCGUAACAUGCUCUGACAUUGCCUGGGUUCUAUGCUCAGUGGAUGAGAAGUACCAACUGCCAAGUUUCAACGCAAGACCAGCACGCAUACACUAUUACGGUCUUUUUUAUUUUCCUGUGAUUCUCAAUGUCAAACACACAGAGAUCCCUGUCUAGAGUGAAAGAGCUUGUGGCUGUGGGGUCUAGUCCUCGCCUUGUCGGUUAUGAGUUCAAAUCCAGUUAUGUCUGCUCAGCUGUUAUCUGCAGAGUUGGUCGAAGGGCAGCUGUGAUGAUUGGAGGAGGUUAAAGGGGCUGGAGCACAAUGGCCACUUGGUAUUUAAAUACAGAUUUUGCCUAUAAAAACUAAAGCCUUGUUCACAUUAGCAGUUUGAAGUGACUCAAAUCCUUUUUUUUUUGUUGGAAUAUCUGUUUAGAAUCUGUUCAUUUUCCUGCAGUCUGAACAGCCAAAACGCACAUGGAAUCAGAUAUUUCAAGCCACAUUCGUAGGUGGUUUGAAAUCAAAUACAAAUCUGAUUCCUGGCCAUGCAACUUGUCUGAACGGUCAAAUCUGAUCAUCCCAUCUGCUCAUCACUCCCUUACAACACCACUGCCCUCCAACCAUUUUUGUGGCAGCCACUCCCCAAGAACAUAAAUAAAACCAGUUAAAUUUGAACCCAUAACCAUCAGUAUAGGAGGAAAGGUUCCUACCCCAGAGCCACAACUCCUUCACACUUCAAAACACAUAUGUUUGACAUUGAGAAAGCACAACCAGUUAGAUUUGAACCAAUAACCAUCAGUAUGGGAGGUAAGGUUCUUACCCCAGAGCCACAACUCCUUCACACUUCAAACAUAUGUUUGACAUUGAGAAAGCACAACCAGUUAGAUUUGAACCAAUAACCAUCAGUAUGGGAGGUAAGGUUCUUACCCCAGAGCCACAACUCAUUCGCAGUUCAUACAUGCCUCUGCGUAUGAUUGACAUUGAUAAUUGUGAAAGCACAAACUAAAACACAACCAGUUAGCUUUGAACCCAUGACCAUCAGUUUUGGAGGCAAGGUUCUUACCCCAGAGCCACUGACUACUUCGCUAUACAUGCUCUCUUUACACAGUUGAGGUUGAGUAGAACAAACACAAGCGCAGCCAGCUAGAUUCAAACCUUUGAACCAAUGCUUGAGGCAAUGGUCUUACCUCAUACUCCCCAAAAAAUACACAGUUCUCUUCAAAUAUUUGAUGUUAAGAAUUGUUCAAACAAAAACACAGCCUACUAGAUUUGAACCCACAAGUUUAGAUGUGUGAGGCCAGGUUGUUACCUCUCACCCAUUGUCUCCUUCAGGAAAUGUGAAAUGUCUUUGAAAAUAUGUUGGGAUUCAAUCCCAUCUAUAAUAGGCAUUGCGGCUUUUAAAGGCAAUUUCUAUUGAGCCGACAUAUGCAGCGGUUACUGUGAAUGGGAUCUCUGCAAAAACGGGAACAUUGCCUUUAAAAGCCACAAUGCCUAUAACCCGUGAUUGGAUUGAAUCCCGGCCUUAAUGGGAGCCAAGAUACGUUUUUGAUGGCUUUAAGGUUGAAGACUGAUAAUUGACAGUGUAGAAACACAAUAGGAUGUUUUGAACUCACAACGUCAUGAACUGGGAACAGAACUACCAGUGCCAUGAUAGAUGCCUCUAAAUUAGUUCAUGUUUUUAGGUUGAUUCUUCUAAUGUGACAGAAAAGUACAACAGGUGGCGUUGGGUUUGAAACAUGCCCUCAUAGAAAUCCUAUUAAAUUACUAUUCUAAUUCCUAACUCUAUGCAUGCCCUCUUGUAGACAAAAUCUAGCCAUGUAAAGAAGCUUACAAGACACAAAGAACACCCAAUAGGGCCUGGUUUCCCAAAAGCAUCUUAAGGUUAAGUUCAUCGUUAGAACCAUACUCACUCCUAUGGUUCUAACGAUUAACUUAGCCUUAAGAUGCUUUUGGGAAACUGGGCCCUGAUCUUGAUUGGGUCCCUUAGCAUAGCAUACACAACAUGGUCUUCAGCAUACUCAGUCCAAUAAACAUGAAUUCAGAAUUGACGAAAUGAGCAUCGUCAGAAUAUUUCCAAACAUCGUAAAAGUAUCAUAUUUCAAGAAUGAAUACAGACUGUACACCUCCCUCCCACACUGACACUUAGACUGUUUUCUCCCCCCUCUCAUCCUGUUGUUGUCGACCCACAUUACAGGUUCCCUAACAUCGCCUGUGAGCUCCUGACAUCAGACGUGUCCCUCAUCAACGACAAGUUGGGCGGGGACGAGUCACUCCUGGAGACUCUCUACCACUUCCUGGAGCAGGACCCGCCCCUCAACCCGCUAUUAGCCAGCUUCUUCAGCAAGACCAUUGGCAACCUCAUCGCUAGGAAAACAGAACAGGUAAUCUCAAUGCCCAAGAAGUCAUAAAGGUGGAUAAAGAAAAUGUAAGGACCUAUCUGGAGCUCACCAAAUGUCUCUUUUGCUCCAGGUAAUCUCCUUCCUGAGGAAAAAGGAUGGCUUCAUCGGCCUGGUGCUGAAACACAUCGACGCCUCCGCCAUGAUGGACCUGCUGCUUCGCCUCAUCAGCUGUGUGGAGCCUGCCCCAUUGAGGCAGGAGGUCCUCAAUGUAAGCUGCCACUGUGGGUCUGUCUGUCUGUCAGCCAUUCCUGUUCUCAUACAUUUUGUGUUCAAUUAGAAAUAUCAUUUCUUAUUGACUUGGACGUCUUGUAUUUCUCUCAUUCAUUCCCUGUCGUACUUUUUCUUUCCUUAUCUCAGUGGCUGAACGAAGAGAAGCUGAUUCAGAGACUCACAGAGCUCAUCCAUACAGGCAAAGACGAGGAAGUGAGUAUAGACCUUAGUCUGAUAUUGCAGUACUCUACCUGGACAAGGCAUGGUAGUUCAUAUUAACCAUCUGGUCAGAAGUAUAGUAGUUUUUUUUACAUUUUUUAAAUUUAUUUUUUAGAGACAAUCAAAUGCGUCCCAGACGCUUUGUGACAUCAUCCGCCUUAGUCGAGACCAGGCCAACCAGAUGCAGGAGAACGUCGAGGCUGACCCCUUAUUGGCUGUACUAGAGUCGCAGGAGAGCGUAGCGGGGCUCCUGAAGACCAUGUUUGAGGGGGAGAGGAGUGAGGCCUCCAUUGUUAACGGAACUCAAGUGCUACUUACCUUACUGGAGACCAGGAGGUCCGGGUGAGUGGAACAACUGUUCUCUCUCAUAUAAACUCUUCCUCCCUCAUAUCUCGUUCCAUUGCCUUGUCCAGAAACACCUCUAGCCACUUGUGGAGAUCUUAAAAGGAUAUGAUAGAGUUAAGCUAUAUGGUAAUACCUCCACCUCGCCUUCUGAGAGGCUGGCUGGAUUUAUCACCACAUUGCUUACACCUGUCCAAUCCUCUCAGAUCUCCACAAAUGUUUAAGGCAGGGGCAGGGGUAGGGGCUAGAGGUUGUUCCUGGACAGGGACCAUCUCUCCAGCUAUUUUAACAUGUGAACAUCUUUUUCCUUAUCCCUCCCUUGUUCUCUCUCUCCGUCCCAGGUUGGAGGGGCUGAUGGAUCUCUAUUCUCAGGGAUAUGAAAGGACUUACACUGUCAACAGCAGUAUUCUACAUGCCAUUGAGCCCCAUCUUAAGGACUUCCAGCAGCUUCUCCUGAAUCCACCCAAGGUAAGGACAUACAGUAAGGCCGUAUGGCUGUGGCUGAUCAAUUUACAGUGGUCAGUGGGUACUAAGAAAGAAAGAGAGACACUCAGUCAGUCUACAGUCAAUAAUUUUUAUGAAACAUAAAUACUUUUUGGGUUAAAAUUGUCUAAUUCAAUUAUGUUGGAAGCCAGCAGACUGCAGUAGAAUUCCAACCAUACUUUAAUAAAUAAACUUCAGGGGGUUUACAACCAUUAACACACAUAAUUGAAAUCAACUUGUUCAACACAGUCUUUCCUGUAUGCAUUGGACUGUUGAGUAAUUUUAUUGAACAUGGUGUGUGUUUCUAUGUGUGUAGAAAAGUGCAAUACUGACGACCGUUGGCCUUCUGGAGGAGCCUCUGGGGAACGCCCGCCUUCACGUGGCCCGGCUGGUGGCUGCCCUGCUGCAGACCAGCGCCCCCAGUGUCUGUCAGGAGCUCUGCAAGCUCACCACCAUGGACCAGCUACUGGUGUGUCUGCAAUGCCGGGUCUCAAACUGCUCAUGAUCUCUCACUCUUUCGCAUUCAUUCAUUUGUUCACGCUCUGGCACGCGCUUUUCUUUUAUUCAUUUCCUCUCCUUUCGGUCAUUCACACUCACUCACUUUCUUGCUCUCGUUCACUCACCCACCAUCGGUCACAACGGUUCUCUCGCUCUUUGCUCUCCACAGGACCUGUUCUUCAAGUACUCAUGGAAUAACUUCUUGCACUUCCAAGUGGAGCUGUGUGUGGCGUCCAUCCUCAACCACUCUGGCCCAGAGGAGCGGCCUGUCCCUGGCCUCCAGAACCACAAGGAGGAGAAGCCCCCAGCAGGCCCAGAGAACCAGGGGGAGGCAGGAGGGGAGGCUGGGGAGCCAGCCAAAGCCAGCGACCCGGUGGAGGAGACCACCCUUCACAACACCCUGGUGGCACAUGUAGGUGGCUUGGUAGCUCUGCGUCUGUCUAUGUGCAGUAAUACCCUUGUCUAAAACAUCACAUUUUAUUUGCUUGCUAUGAGCCCUUCCCAAGGAUGCAGAGUUUACAACAAAAAAAAUAGGAACAAAAUAAAAUCAAUAAAUGUGCACAGGUAUGCGGUAGAUACAGUAUGUACAUGAAGGCAGGGUAAAGUGACUAGGCAUCAGGAUAGAUUAUACUAAUAAGAGUAAAAUAAAGAACAGCGUAGCAGCAGCAUAUGAUGAGUAUAAAAGUGUUUGUGUGGGAGUGUCAAUGAAGUGUGUACAGUGGCUUGCGAAGGUAUUCACCCCCCUUGGCAUUUUUCCUAUUUUGUUGCCUUACAACCUGGAAUUAAAAUAGAUUUUUGGGGGGUUUGUAUCAUUUGAUUUACACAACAUGCCUACCACUUUGAAGAUGCAAAAUAUUUUUUCUUGUGAAACAAACAAGAAAUAAGACAAAAAACAGAACACUUGUGUAUGCAUAACUAUUCACACCCCCCAAGUCAAUACUUUGUAGAGCCACCUUUUGCAGCAAUUACAGCUGCAAGUCUCUUGUGGUAUUUUUUUUUUGUGUGUGUCAUUUAGCAGAUGCUCUUAUCCAGAGCGACUUACAGUUAGUGAGUGCAUACAUCAUUUUUUUAUUUUUCAUACUGGCCCCCCGUGGGUAUGUCUCUAUAAGCUUGGCACAUCUAGCCACUGGGAUUUUUGCCCAUUCUUCAAGGCAAAACUGCUCCAGCUCCUUCAAGUUGGAUGGGUUCUGCUGGUGUACAGCAAUCUUUAAGUCAUACCACAGCUUCUCAAUUGGAUUGAGGUCUGGGCUUUGACUAGGCCAUUCCAAGACAUUUAAAUGUUUUCCCUUAAACCACACAAGUAUUGCUUUAGCAGUAAGCUUAGGGUCAUUGUCCUGCUGGAAGGUGAACCUCCAUCCCAGUCUCAAAUCUCUGGAAGACUGAAACAGGUUUCCCUCAAGAAUUUCCCUGUAUUUAGCGCCAUCUAUCAUUCCUUCAAUUCUGACCAGUUUCCCAGUCCCUGCCGAUGAAAAACAUCCCCACAGCAUGAUGCUGCCACCACCAUGCUUCACUGUGGGGAUGGUGUUCCCAGGGUGAUGAGAGGUGUUGGGUUUGCGCCAGACAUAGCAUUUUCCUUGAUGGCCAAAAAGCUAAAUUUUAGUCUCUCACAUGGUUUUUGGCAAACACCAAACGUGUUUGCUUAUUUUUUUCUUUAAGCAAUGGCUUUUUUCUGGCCACUCUUCCGUAAAGCCCAGCUCUGUGGAGUGUAUGGCUUAAAGUGGUCCUAUGGACAGAUACUCCAAUCUCCGCUGUGGAGCUUUGCAGCUCCUUCAGGGUUAUCUUUGGUCUCUUUGUUGCCUCUCUGAUUAAUGCCCUCCUUGCCUGGUCCGUGAGUUUUAGUGGGCGGCCCUCUCUUGGCAGGUUUGUUGUGGUGCCAUAUUCUUUCCAUUUUUAAAAUAAUGGAUUUAAUGGUGCUCCGUGGGAUGUUCAAAGUUUCUGAUAUUUUUUUAUAACCCAACCCUGAUCUGUACUUCUCCACAACUUUGUCCCUGACCUGUUUGGAGAGCUCCUUGGUCUUCAUGGUGCCGCUUGCUUGGUGGUGCCCCUUGCUUAGUGGUGUUGCAGACUCUGGGGCCUUUCAGAACAGGUGAGAUCAUGUGACACUUAGUUAAAUAAAGUCCACAUGUGUGCAAUCUAUGUGACUUCUGAAGGUAGUUGGUUGCACCAGAUCUUAUUUAGGGGCUUCAUAGCAAAGAGGGUGAAUACAUAUGCACGCACCACUUUUCCGUUAUUUAUUUUUUAGAAUUUUUUGAAACAAGUUAUUUUUUUCAUUUCACUUCACCAAUUUGGACUAUGUACAUUACAUGAAAUCCAAAUAAAAAUCCAUUGAAAUUACAGAUUGUGGUGCAACAAAAUAGGAAAAACGCCAAGGGGGAUUAAUACUUUUGCAAGGCACAGUAUAUAUAGUCUAGUGCAGGGAUAUUCAGCUCUUACCCUACGAAGUCUGGAGCCUGCUGGUCUUCUGUUCUACCUGAUUAAUUGCACCUACCUAGUGUCCCAGGUCUAAAUCAGUCCCUGAUUAGAGGGGAACAAUGAAAAAAAACGCAGUGGAACUGGCUUCCAGGUCCACCGUUGCGUUUGAGGGGUCUAGUGAGUGUGCGUAGAGUCAGUGCAGAUAGUUUGGGUACCAUUAAUUGACUAUUUAGCAGUCUUAUGGCUUGGGGGUAGAAGCCGUCUCGGAGCCUGUUGGUCCGACAGCGUUAUACAUUAUAAAGUUGUGUUUUGAUGUUGUCUCUGAAUCUGUAUUAUUUUGUUCUUCCUCCUCAGCUCUUCCAGCAGUGUCGGUUGGUACAGAGAAUCCUGGACGCCUGGGAGGAGAACGAUCAAAUACAGUAAGACAAAAUGUCAGACAUGCAAAUCUGUGGAACUGCCUUUGGUAUUGUUUCACUACAAUGCUGGAAUCUAACACAUGAUAGUACUGUCUGUUAGAUGUCAUUAACCUGUGUGUGGUUUUGUCUCUCAGGGCGGAGGGCGGCGCUAGGAGAGGUAACAUGGGUCACCUGACCAGGAUGGCCAACAUGGUGGUACAGAACCUAGAGAAAGGACCAGUCCAGUCCCAGAUCAGUGACCUCAUCAAAGGUAUUGUGUUUUUUGAUGAGCUGCCAGAUUGCAUACCUUCCUAUUCUUUUAUAAAUACAGAAGUAGGAAAGAAUGUUCAACUGCUAUUGCCAGUUACUGUGCCUGGGUGAGUACUCAGAACUGGUCUGGUCUGUGAUAUUGCAGAGUUGCCAGAGGACUGCAGAGGACGCUGGGAGAGCUUUGUGGAUGAGACCCUGAGAGAGACCAACAGGAGAAACACAGUUGAACUGGUGAGAACUGGUAUCAACCAAUGGUUGGGAUGAUGGGUUGCUUUUUACACGUCCCGCCGCCUCAUUAUUGGUGUUGAUUGGCAGUGUCAAGGUCCAGUAACUGUGUUUCUCUCCAACACACAAAUAGACACAUUUUUCUUGCUCAAGCAUUCCCUGCUACACAUUCUGUCUGUCAUUUCCUCACGCUCUAAUUCUGUCUGUCCCAGGUGAGCACCCAUAACCUACACUCCUCCAGUGAGGACGAUGAUAUGGAGAGUCCCUUCCCCAACGAUCUGUCACUCCAACAGGUAGGAAGCCAAAGCACCAUGGCAACACAUUUGUCUGCCCAUGAGGAAAGAGAAUGAUUUAUGAAAGGACUCAUUUCAUGUUUUUCCCCCCCAGGCUUUCUCGGACUAUCAGAUCCAGCAGAUGACUGCCAACUUUGUGGAUCAGUUUGGGUUCAACGAUGAGGAGUUCAGUGAGCAUGAUGAAAACAUCAAGUGAGUUUAGUCGUCCGUUCCACUAUUCCUUCUCCAAUAACUAGAAGUCAGCUUUGAAACAGACUGUACAGCAGUUUGCUAUGACAGACCUCAGGGGGCUAACAGCUGCUGUUUGCAUUAAAUGCUACUUUGUUUCCUUCCUUUCCUAAGUGCCACAUUUGACCGGAUUGCAGAAAUAAACUUCAAUCUAGAUGCUGAUGAUAAUAGUGUAAGUUGUUGUAUUGUGUUCUGUAAUGUCUACCAGCUUCAUUGUGCGUGUAGUGAAAGUUAAUUUUUACAUGUUUCCCUCUCCCUGUGUGUGAAUACAGGCCAACGCUACUGCCUUUGAGGCCUGCUGUAAAGAGAGGAUACGUCAGUUUGACGAUGCUGAAGAGGAGGAGGACAUUUGGGAGGAGAAGGAGAUUAACUAUGCAACACAAGUGAAAUCCAGAACAAGGUUGGUAAAAAUUCAAGAUCCAAAAACAAAGUAGGGGAUGUUAUGCCAAUGUGCAGCUCUCUCCUCGAUCUCACUCCUUCUUUUUUCUCCCCAACUCUCGCUCUUCAAACCUCUCUUCUCUUUCUCUCCAUGUGUGUGUCAGGUUUGGGGUGUCCCACACUUCAGAGAGCAGCUCCAGGAGUAGUCUGGAGAACGGGGGUCGGGAGCGGGACCGCGGGUCGGGCUCAGACGAGGACGACGACUCCAGACAGAGCGCCCCAGACACAGGCAGCCUGGAGGAGAGCAAGGACAACACACCCAGUACGCCUGGCAAUCAAUCAGCUACUUGUAAACUAUGCUUAUUACCCAUAGUUACUCAAUCAAUUAGACAGUAAUCAUGAAUGGUCUCCACUUUGCGAAAACCAUUAUUGUAGACUUUUUUUUCUCCUCUUACCAUGUUAUCAUGUGAAGGUCCAAAGCUGGACAGCGAGUUUCGGGGACGCUGGGGGUAACUCAUCCUCUCCGGGUCCUGCAGGCUGGGAUUCCCCAGGGGGGAGUGGAGGAGACAAACAGGUAGCAGGUUGGGCCAACUUCACAGAGUUCCAACCUUUCAGCAGGUGGGGACCAAACACUCCGCAUACAAUUCUAUAUAAAUUUGAUUUGAUGUUAGUGUCUGGGAUAUCGUAACUUGUCAAUUUAUCAAACAUUUUUAGGAAGCCCUUUUUAAAUCACCAACAUAAGAUGUUGUUGUUUACGUCAUUGUGUGACAUGCCUAGUGGUGUGUUGUCAGUGCUCUGUACCUGAAGCUAACCUCCUCUCCCUGCAGCCCAGAGGCUGGCCCCAGAUGCAGCUCUCCUGUAGGCAACAGUGACGCAGACAAACAAGUCAAACAGGGUCCGGACAAGAGUGGUGAGUGUGGGAUCAUGGGAGGUUUCAGCCAACUGACAUUUGGCUUAGCUCCCCCUUGUGGAGACAGUCACUAUUGCAUUGAGACCAGUAAAACCUUGUUUUUCAAGGCUUUCAUUACCUAACGCACAAGCCAAAGCAAUAAAGUGAUUGUGUGUGUCCAGGUGCGAGCCCCUCUCCCGGUGGUGAGUGGCCGGUGGGUGAGGGUAGGAAGGCUCCCCUCGUAGCCUCAGAUAGCAGCUCCUCCGGGGGCUCCGACAGCGAGGAGGACGACAAGACUGCCGCCGCCAAGGCAACCACCAGCAAGAAAGCAGAGGUCAAAAGGUUGGGAAACUAGAACCUGUUGGUUUAACAUGAGUUAGACGCCUCAUCCUCACGUUCAGUCAAUGCUAAAUCACUCUGAAGAAGUCCACUCAAGCCUUAGUACCCAUGUAAAUAAACAUCUAUUUUUGAAACAUAACUACCACAUUGAAGUAAUUAUAUACUGGACUUGAACUGAAAUGACUGGAUUCAGAGUUUGGAAAUCCAGGGAGCUUCCCAUGAACUAUGAAUGUGCUUUACUAAAGAAAAAUCACUAGUAUUUUAAAUAAGAGUUGUAGUGGUGAAGCUAAAUAUGUGAAAAAUACAGUUUAUAUAAAUUAAACAGGUCAAUUCAAUUCUUCACAUGUUUAUUUCCUACGCACACUUUUGUUGAAGACUGACUAACAUGCAAAAAAUCUCUGUGCUACAGUGAGGAGAACCCCAUCCCUCUGGAAAAACUGUCCCUCACAGACGCCCCCAAGUCCCACCCAAAGGCACAGCUUGCAGCAGACACACCGCCAACCUCGGCCCCCACCCCUCAGACAGACAAGUAGGUGCAAGCUUGUGUGUGUGUACAAGUAAUGCAAAUAAUGCAUGCUUGCAUGAAUACAACACACAUACACAUGUAAAGAUCCCAGGCAGAUCAGGGCAAAAAAAUAUUCUAGCAACCCAGUUUCCUUUUCUAAACAGCCAGAGCCAAGACAUGCAUCUGGACGUUGAACAAUAGCAGUGCUCUUUGCCAGUGUUGUGAGCCUGUAGAAAUAUUUACUGUGAACUCUUAUUCUGCCAGAGAACGAGAGGUGGUCUGCAAUGUAGGAUUAUAAUAAUGUUAUCACCCUCCUCUCACUUUGUCUCAGUCUUCUAUCUUCUGCCUCACUUUCUUAAAUCGCGUCUCUCUACCCCCUCUUCUUCUCCUUCUACCACCCUCCAGAGAGAAUCCACCCCAGGCCCAGUACCCAGAGAUGCCAGCAGUCAACGGGCCUGUCUGAGGGGCAGACAGACAGAGCCCUAAACCCCAGACUGGUGUGACAGACUGUGCCAUUUCCAGGGAGACCACCCUCCUCCCCAAAUAACCUCACUGCAACCUACAGUGUUUUAAUGAAUCACGCUGCCAUGUUAUUGGAACUGGACACUGCCAAUCAACACCAAUAAUGAGGAGGCGGGACGUGUAAAAGCAACCAAUCAUCCCAACCAACAGGCAGAACAGUGUAGAGGAAAUUGUCUUCAAAGCCUUUUCUGAUGUUGCACAUAAGUAUGUGUGGUUUUAAUGUAGCAGUGAUCUCUUUUAAACAACCGAAAUCUGAGAGGAGUAUAAAGUUUUUUUCUGAAGGAUUUGUUCUCUUACUCUUUUCACAAAACAGUUGGACCUAAGUGGUAGGGAGUGGAUAGCACAGGUUAACUAAACGAAAUGAUGCCUCAACAAUAAAUACCUUUCUGAAAUAUUUUUUUCCCUUGAGAGCUUAAAAGGCACUUAUGCAGUCAUUUUUACUGUACAUUCUAGCACAACGUUAAGUGUACUACCCUCAUCUCUUUAUUCUUGUACCUCACCAGUUCUCUGAAUGUUUUUUA
Coregonus sp. 'balchen' is the source of this 17077-nucleotide messenger RNA. The record is from the annotation of a GenBank genome assembly. NCBI's taxonomy places the organism in Eukaryota, Metazoa, Chordata, Actinopteri, Salmoniformes, Salmonidae.